Messenger RNA from Orycteropus afer afer, 1416 nucleotides. RefSeq names its product RUN domain containing 3B (gene RUNDC3B). Bases 1 to 1416 code for a protein of 471 amino acids. NCBI's taxonomy places the organism in Eukaryota, Metazoa, Chordata, Mammalia, Tubulidentata, Orycteropodidae. The transcript is spliced from 14 exons. The record is from RefSeq and is a predicted model, not a curated record.
AUGGCCUCUCGAAGCCUGGCGGGCCUGAGCGGGAGCCGUGGCAGUGGCGGCGGCAAGAAGAGCCUGAGCGCCCGCAAUGCUUCGGUGGAACGGAGGAACCUGAUCACUGUUUGCAGAUUUUCUGUGAAGACCCUGAUUGAUCGGUCCUGCUUUGAGACGAUUGAUGAUUCUUCUCCUGAAUUUAACAAUUUUGCAGCUAUUUUGGAACAGAUUUUAAGUCACCGGCUAAAAGAGAUUUCCCAAAGUUGCAGAUGGCUGGCUCAUCUCCAAAUACCUCUUCAAGGUCAAGUAACCUGGUUUGGUUACGAAAGUCCUCGUAGCUUCUGGGACUAUAUCAGAGUGGCUUGCCGGAAAGUCUCACAGAAUUGUAUCUGCAGCAUUGAAAAUAUGGAAAAUGUCAAUUCCUCUAGAGCCAAGGGGCAAGAAUGGGUGGUGGUAGCACUCAUGGAAAAACAUUUAUCUGAAUACAUCUCUACUGCUCUGAGAGACUUCAAAACAACCAGGAGAUUUUAUGAAGAUGGAGCAAUUGUCUUGGGUGAGGAAGCAAAUAUGCUUGCUGGCAUGCUGCUUGGGCUUAAUGCUAUUGAUUUCAGCUUCUGCCUGAAAGGAGAGGGAUUAGAUGGCAGUUUUCCUGCUGUAAUAGACUAUACACCAUACUUGAAGUUUACCCAAAGUUCUGAUAGUAUCAGCAGUGAUGAGGAAGAGCUAAGGACUUUGGGAAGCAGUGGUAGUGAAAGUAGCACUCCAGAGAAUGUUGGACCUCCUUUCAUCAUGGAUGAAAAUAGUUGGUUCAACAAGUGUAAGAGAGUUAAACAAAAGUAUCAACUUACCCUGGAACAAAAGGGGUAUCUUGAAGAACUCUUAAGACUUCGAGAGAACCAGCUCUCUGAAUCAGUCUCCCAGAAUAAAAUACUGCUUCAGAGGAUUGAAGAUUCUGACCUGGCCCAUAAAUUGGAGAAGGAACAAUUAGAAUAUAUAAUUGCGGAGCUUCAAGAUCAGCUGACUGUGCUAAAGAAUAAUGAUUUAAGAUCAAGACAAGAGUUAACUGCCCACCUCACCAACCAGUGGCCUUCCCCAGGAGCUCUGGAUGUCAAUGCUGUUGCCUUGGAUACGUUGCUUUACCGAAAACACAAUAAACAGUGGUAUGAGAAAAGUUAUCAAAGUCUUGACCAGUUAUCAGCUGAAGUUAGCCUUUCUCAGACCUCGCUGGAUCCAGGCCAUUUACAAGAAGGCGAUGGAAAACAAGACACAUUAAAUUUACUCAGUGAAGGUAAAGAAGACACUCCCUCAUUACUUGGUCUCUGUGGAUCUCUAACAUCAAUGGCAAGUUACAAGUCUCUAACAAGCCUAAAAUCUAAUGACUACCUUGCAAGCCCUACAACAGAGAUGACAAGUCCAGGCCUAACUCCAUCCUGA